UGUUCAGAAAGUUAAUAACAUACAAGAAACAGCCAUUGCAAUAACACCAUUUCAAGCUACAGAAGAAAAUCAUUUAUCAUUUGAACAAGGUCAAAUUAUUUAUAUAACCAAAAAAGAUGAUAAAGGAUGCUUCCUGAUCAACCAGUACGUGUUGGCUGGUUUCCUGAAUAAUUUCUUGUACAUAAAUCUAACAUAUUUGAUAUUUUCUUUAAAAUUACCUCAAUAUAUUGCUAUAUUUCCAUAUGAAGCUCAACAAGAUGAUGAAUUAAGUUUUCCAGCUGAUGCUAUUUUAGAAAUAUUACAUGAAGCUGAUACUAGUGGAUGGUUUAAAGCUCGUUUUGGUGAUCAAGUUGGUUUAAUUCCAUCGACUUAUGUACAACCAAUUGAUACGCAUAGUCAAUGUAAGUACAAUUGA
Molecule: messenger RNA, 415 nt
Organism: Rotaria sp. Silwood1
Lineage: Eukaryota; Metazoa; Rotifera; Eurotatoria; Philodinida; Philodinidae
Source: the annotation of a GenBank genome assembly